This is a messenger RNA of Cynoglossus semilaevis (tongue sole), 5082 nucleotides long. RefSeq names its product ubiquitin specific peptidase 31 (gene usp31). Gene Ontology annotation, biological process: protein deubiquitination. Lineage: Eukaryota; Metazoa; Chordata; Actinopteri; Pleuronectiformes; Cynoglossidae. The record is from RefSeq and is a predicted model, not a curated record. Gene Ontology annotation, molecular function: cysteine-type deubiquitinase activity.
UUACAUUACUGUCUGCUUUUUCUUUUAUGCAAAGAGCCUUUUAAUUUUAGUGUAUCAACUAGAAUUCACUGUGGUUCUUUGUUUUGUUUUUUGUUUAUUUAAAUUGUUUUAUACCGUGUUUUACAGUACGUAGGCGGGCGUUUGUGGAAAAUCUGCUUUAGCAUCGCUGUUGCUGUUUUGACGCCAGUCCAGCAGAAGGCCCUCGUGAGGCUGCGAACUGUUACCAGCUGAUGGCAAAAAAAUAACAAAGAGAAGAAGAACCAAAAAAAGAUUUUCUGGUCUGUAGCCUAUAGCUUGAAUGUGGUUCCAAGUAUGCGACAAAAGCGAGGUUUACUCAUUUUCGGACACCGGUUUUUACCCAACCAGCGGUAGGGGCACACCAUGGCGGAGCAGCUGUUUGUGUGGAACCUGGAAAUGUCGAACAAAAUGGACUAUCGCUGUUUGUGCGGCGGUUGUUUUUGUAGCUAGCGCUAGCAAUAGCCGCAUUAAUACCACAUAGCGCGGUGCGGUCUUCAGUCUUGACAUAACCGCAGUGGUUUCGCUGCUGCAGGGCAGGGAGUCGAUUUGCACAAAUAAGAUAACCUGUGGAGCAAGUUGCGGUGACAAACCCACCGACUCGAGAUGUUCGCUGUGUGCUUCUUAUAUAACUGGCCUCAAAAUGCUUCAGAGAGAAGGUUGGUAUAGUAGUAGUGCUUGUUUGAACUGUAAAGACCUGUUUAAACGUUAUACACAUAACGGCUGACGUUACUGCUGUUUACACGCAUUAUUUUUCUGGAAAUGAAACGGCAACAUCCAGGAGCCGAAGAGAUGGGUCUUCCUUUGCAAAACGUAUCUCUAUGACUGAGAGCUGUACCCCUGUGAAACAGGAAUAAUGUCUUGCAAAGCUGCAGCCAAGGACAAGAAGUCGAGCUUCAGUAAGAAGCUCUUCAGGAGGGGCUCAGUGCGCUCUUUGGGCACCUUUAUGGGCAAGGUUCUGAGGACACUGACAGCCCUUUCACACUAUGGAUCUGAAGUGCAAGCAGAGGAGGACAAGGAUGAUGGAGGGUUUUCCUCCUUCAAAUCUGGAGAUAAAGAUGAUUUGGCAAUGGACGAAGGUGACAUGGGAGGGUUCCUGUGUGGUGACAAAGUUCCUGGGGUAUCGGGUCUAAAAAACCACGGGAAUACCUGUUUCAUGAAUGCAAUUCUGCAGUGCCUCAGCAACACUGAGCUCUUCGCCGAGUUCCUGGUUCUGGAGCAUUACAAAGAAGAGGAGAACGACGAGGGCAAACCCAAAACGACUGCAGCGCUUCUCCAGAAGAAAGGUCCUCUGGCCAAAGGAGAGGUCACCGAGCAGCUGUCAGGACUUGUGCGGGCUUUGUGGACGUUUGAGUAUACACCACAGCACAGCAGAGACUUCAAGAGUGUCGUGUCAAAAAAUGCCGUGCAGUUUAAAGGGAACGCUCAACACGCUCAGGAGUUUCUGCUGUGGCUGCUGGACAGAGUGCACGAGGAUCUCAACACAGUCAACCCCAACAUCAGGCCUCCUAUUAAGCCACCUAUUGAGGAAGACGAUCAAACCUUAGAAGGUCCUUCUCCUCCUCUGUCUGCCGGCUCAUUUGUGCAUGAGCUUUUUCAAGCUCAGUACAGGUCUUCUCUCACCUGCCCACACUGUCAAAAACAGAGCAAUACAUUUGAUCCCUUCCUCUGCAUCUCAUUGCCUAUUCCACUUCCUCACACACGGCCUCUCUAUGUGACCGUGGUCUACCAGGGAAAGUACUCUCACUGCAUGAGGAUCGGAGUGGCUGUUCCCCUUAACAGCACCGUUUAUCACCUCCGAGACGCCGUUACACGUGAAACCAAGAUCCCCAUGGAUCAGUUUGUUUUGACUGAAAUGUACUACGACGGUUUCCACCGCUCUUUUUGUGACGACGAUGACGAUUUAAACAUCAUUCAAGAGAGCGACUCCAUCUUCGCCUUUGAGACCCCAGAAACCUUCAAACUGGAAAAUUUACGUACAAAAAGAGGGAGCCUUUUGGCCAAUCUGAAUCACAACAACUUAAAGUAUGGGAAUGAAAUCAGCAGGACUCCGUCCUUCAUGCAGGGAGCGAUGACUCCGGUAACUGCAUCACCAAAUAAAACCCCUGCACCGGAAAAAAUGAUCCUGUUAGUUUGUAACAGAGCUUGUACUGGCCACCAAGGGAAGAGAUUUGGUCUGCCAUUUGUACUGUACAUGGAUCGCACUGUGACUUGGGAUGGGCUUCAAAAAGAAAUCCUGGAGAAGAUGCGUCAUCUUUUGCGACCGGGCGUCUACAUCCAGGUGGGACCAUUUAGUCUGAGGGUAGUUGGCGUCGUCGGUAUAACCUACCUCCUUCCUCAAGAUGAGCGACCUCUGUGCCAUCCGACAGUGGAAAGAGCGUUCAAGUCCUGCGGGCAAGGCGGACCACCGCAUGUUAAGAUCGUGGUCGAGUGGGACAAAGAGACCAAGGACUAUCUGUUUGGUCACACCGAGGAGGAGUACAUUCCUGAUGCAGAGAGCGUGUAUCUGCACAGGGAACACCAUCGUCAACCGCAGGGUUGCACUCUGGCCCAGUGUUUCCAGCUCUACACCAAGGAAGAGCAGCUGGCCCCAGACGACGCCUGGCGCUGUCCCCACUGCAAGCAGCUGCAGCAGGGCCGCAUUAAGCUCAGCCUGUGGACGCUGCCGGAUGUACUCAUACUGCAUUUAAAGAGGUUCAGACAGGAAGGCGAUCGCAGGGUAAAAAUGCAAAACAUGGUGCGGUUCCCGUUGAUGGGCAUGGAUAUGGCACCUCAUGUGGUGAAGAGAAGUCAGAGCAGUUGGAGUUUGCCUGCCCAUUGGUCACCGUGGAGAAAGUCAUAUGGCUUGGGCAGAAACCCCGACGACUACCUUUAUGACUUGUACGCCGUGUGCAACCAUCAUGGCAACAUGCACGGAGGCCACUACACUGCGUAUUGUAAGAACUCCAUCGACGGUCAGUGGUACUGCUUUGAUGACAGUGAGGUCUCUCCGGUAGCUGAUGAUGAUGUGUGUCAGCAAACAGCGUAUAUCCUCUUCUACCAGAGGAGAACUGCUAUCCCGUCCUGGUCGGCCAACAGCUCUGUCGCUGGAUCCACUAGUUCGUCCUUGUGUGACCACUGGGUGAACAGGUUGCCCGGUAGCCGGCCUGCCAGUUUGACCUCCGGAGCUUCGUCCAGACGCACCUCCCUCGCUUCUCUGGCAGAAUCGGUGGAGUGUCCAGGCGAACGCAGUGAGGAUGAUGCUGCAUCAGCAAGUCUAAUAAAAACGUCCCCCUUCACAGGAGGAUUCUCCGUUCGUCCUUUCGUCAGAAGCAUCCAGCGACAGAGCCUGUCCUCGCGGUCGUCCAUCGGGAGCCCCUUGGCAUUGAGCGACAGUGGACUAAAGCCUUCUUGGUCGCUCUCUGCCAAGCUGCACAUGAGAUCCAACUCCCCUUCGCGCUUCUCUCUGGACUCUCGAUGUUCACCUCCGCUGGAGAGAAUAGGCGAGUCCUGUGAUGACAAGGUUUCUACGUCCUGUUUUGGCAGCUACAGCAGACACGAGCGGUACUUUGGGAGCAGGACUCCAGUUUCUGUGAUGGAGAGCAACACAAACGACCAGGACAACAGCAAAAGGUUCCUAGACAUGAUGUACUGCAGGGCUCCCACUCCAGUGGAAAAGAAGAGCGCCAAAAAUGAGCCCACGGAAAACAACAACCAGGUCACGGCUGUGGACCAAAACAAACUACCCGCUCAGACAACCCCGGCAAAAGAACAGAAGCGUAAGAGCAGCAUUGGCGGCUUCGGCCAAAAGGUCGAAAGCAAAGUUUCCACGAAGACCUCCAACAAAGCAGAACAAGAUAAAGCGUCUAAAAAACGGCUGUGCUCCACAAAUAGGAACUCGGCUACCGACACACCUUCUAGUACUCCUGUUAAGGGAAAGAAGGUCAGCACGACUAAGGAGAAGAGCGUAGGCAUCAAGAAAAGCAUCUCAACCCCCUGCACGACUCCCUCCAAAACGAAGGAAGCCGUGGACACGACACCGCAUCACAAGCCGUGCGUGCGCUCCACGCCUCAGUCCUCCGCUUCUCCUUCGCCUUCUGUCAGGAAGAAUACCAGCAUAGCCGACAAAAGCACUGUGAGCAGUCGCAAACGUAUGGUAGAACGGAGCUACAGCCGGGAUUCUAUGCACACUAGCCCUAUGGUCAACAGUCUUCGAGGCAGCUCGGUAGCUCGCUCUUCGCCCUCCAGGAGUGGCGAGAGCACCCGCGUCGACAGGAAAUCCGUGAGGAGUUCCAGCAGCAGCUCCUCCGUCACCAGCCUUCGCUCACCCAGCGUCUCCACCAGGGACCUGCAGCGCAGCAGCAAGUCCGAGGAAAAAGGCUUUUCCUUUUUCAAGAGCGCUCUCCGACAACGGGAAAGCCGUCGGUCGGCGGACUUGGGAAAGAGCACCAUGCUUGUUAAAAAGGCCUCAGAGAGGACGUGCAAGCAGAACAAGGAGAUCGCUGCUGAGAACGCGCGGCCCGGAGACGCCGCGUCGUCAGACGUCCGCAGAGGUGAGACUAAGUCCGAAAUAAAAGAGUCUUCCAGACCCCCCAGCUCGCUCAGCCGCACUCUGUUGCACGUGGGCAAGUCCAAGUCUUCCUUAUCUGACUCGUCUCUCAAGUCUCCGGCAAACGGGAAGAAGCCCCUGGAGAGGAUAGCGUCUUCCCGAAAGUUGUCCACUAGCACGAAAUCUCCCGCAAGUACAACACAGAGGCCUCAAUGAUAUACAGUCACCACAGUCAUAUUUAACAUCCUUAUUGCAGCUAAUUUUCUUGUGCCUACAUUUAAGAGAUCAUCAGAUGUAUUUAUCAAGAUGUACGCUAUUGGUUUGUACAUUCAAAUAAGGUUUUUUUAUUAUUAUUUAGUGAUAAAAUUAUUGCUUGAAAGACUUAAUUUUUAUUCUGGCUUCAUGGUUUAAGAUAUAUUUUUUGAGGUCUGUAUGACGGCAGAGAGAAUUUCCCUCCGUCGUUCCUCAGAAAAGGGACUCGUUACACCUUUAGUAAUAUUAGAAAAGACUCAUUUUUUUAAAUCAGCACCUUUUAUCAG